Molecule: messenger RNA, 4167 nt
Organism: Solea solea (common sole)
Lineage: Eukaryota; Metazoa; Chordata; Actinopteri; Pleuronectiformes; Soleidae
Gene: tcf7
Product: transcription factor 7
Exons: 13
Coding region: 390-2006 (538 amino acids)
Biological process (GO): regulation of transcription by RNA polymerase II; canonical Wnt signaling pathway
Cellular component (GO): beta-catenin-TCF complex
Molecular function (GO): RNA polymerase II cis-regulatory region sequence-specific DNA binding; DNA-binding transcription factor activity, RNA polymerase II-specific
Source: RefSeq, a predicted model, not a curated record
UCGGCUCUCAGCCGAAACAAUCGUACAACCCCCCAACAAGUCAUCGGACCUGUCAAUCAUCCGAUCGGCGCCUUUGAUGUCGGGACUCCUCGCCAUGUCUUGGGCUCAAAUGAGCUGUUUGCUGUAGCGGGGAAACAUUAGUCCUCUACCGAGCAAGCGGAGCCGGCGGGGACGCCACAUCUCAACUUUUUCUGCUCUGCAUGUGGAGGGGCUUUCUGCGCCCAGACUGAGGACUUUCAACACAAAAGUCCCUGCGUUAUUUUUUCUUUAUUUAUACUUUUUCCUUCCUCUCCCUUUUUAGUUAUUUUUUUCUCCUUUUUUUUUUUUUUAAACCUUUUUUCCCCCCCUUUAACAAAGUGUGAGACAUCGCCAGGGAGGGGGAAGUAGACAUGCCUCAGCUCAGCAGCGGCGGCGGGGACGACCUGGGAGCCAAUGAUGAGAUGAUAGCGUUCAAAGACGAAGGGGAACAGGAGGAGAAAAUCCAAGAAAACGCGUUCACGGAGCGAGACCUGGCCGACCUCAAGUCCUCUCUGGUGAACGAGUCGGAAAUAAAUCAAAGUCCGAGCGCAGCGGCGAUCAGGCGGGGACAGCAGGGUGAGCAGAGGAGCUACGCAGAGAAACAUCGGGAGCAUCUCGAUGGCGUGUCCAAGCAGCAGGAUGGAGGCAUGUACAAGACGCCGGCAUAUCCUGGGUACCCGUUCCUGAUGCUGCCUGACCCUUACCCCAGCUCAGUUUCUACAUCUUCCAACAAAGUUUCGGUGGUGCAGCAGUCUCACGGGAUGCACCCUCUGUCGUCUCUACUACCCUACGGCAACGACCACUUCAGCCCAAGUCCUCCACACCUGCCCACAGACAUGAGCCAGAAGACAGGCGUUCACAGGCAUCAGUCCCAGGACCUUUCAGGGUACUACUCCCUCCCUCCAGGCGGUGUUGGUCAGAUCACUCCCUCCAUGGGCUGGCAGAGAGAGCCCGUCUAUCCUGGCCUGUCCCCCUGUGGAUUCAGGCCGUCCUACUCCUCCAACCUCCCCGGCGCCUCCUCCUACCCCAGGUUCCCUCACUCUCUGAUGCUCGGCCCAUCAAGCAUGCAUCCGACAGGGAUCCCCCACCCAGCCAUAGUGCCCCCUACAGGCAAACAGGAGCACGACCAGUAUGACAGGGGCAUGUAUGUGAAGCAGCAGGUGGAGCCCAAGCGGGAGAAAGAGCCCAAGAAACCGGUCAUCAAGAAACCACUGAACGCCUUCAUGCUCUACAUGAAGGAGAUGAGGGCAAAGGUCAUCGCGGAGUGCACGUUAAAGGAGAGCGCCGCCAUCAACCAGAUUCUGGGCAGGAGGUGGCAUGCACUGACCCGGGAGGAACAGGCCAAGUACUACGAGUUGGCCAGGAAAGAGAGACAACUCCACAUGCAGCUCUACCCGACCUGGUCCGCCAGAGACAACUACGAGGCGGGCCUUAGCGGGGUCGCGGGGGAAAAGAAUAAAGCCGAUUGGGGCAAGAAGAAGAGGAGAAAAAGGGAGAAGCAGCAGGACUCCAACACAGACCCCGGUUCUCCUAAGAAAUGCCGGGCUCGCUUUGGCCUCAACCAACAAACGGACUGGUGCGGUCCUUGCAGGAGGAAAAAGAAGUGCAUUCGCUACCUUCAAGGAGGAGGCUGCCCCAGCCCAACUUCUUCAGAUUUAAGUGCUAUAGACUCUCCCCCGUCCUCCUCCCCGUCCCGCCUCCCUCUCUACCACCAGCGGCAGCGGCAGUCCUCCCCGGGCUGCUCGCCGACCACGCCCACCUCCCCGUCAACGCGCCUGCCGCUGUCUCCGCCGCCGCCGUCGCUCACACGCUCACACUCACACUCACACUCGUCCCUCCAACAGUCGGCUGCCCGACACGGCCACGUCCGGCAGCCCGCGUCCAAACACACACACCUGGAACUGUGCGGCAGACGCGGCUCGCCUGCGGCGCUGUCUGCCGCCAAGGCCGCAGGACUUUCCCUCAAAGUGCUAACAGAGACUCAGUGAUCACUCCACGGCAUUCCACGACUUGUCACAUGUUUCGUUCUCCACCCCCCCGCCCCCCCACAGUGAGCGGCAGGUCAGCUUUUCUCACUCUUAAAAAGUCUGGGUUUUAUCCAGAGUGUGUGUUUCACGGGUCAACGAGGCUGACUCUUUUCUCAAAGCCUCCUUUUAUGUGGUCACUUCUUUAAAGAAUACUUAAAACACAUAAUAAACCAGAUCAGUCAUAUUCACCAAAGUCAGCGCAGGAGGUUACUGUUACAAGCCUUUAGUUAAUCACAGUGUUACAGGUCCAGUGUGUAACAUUUUGGAGGGAAAUUAAACCCAUUAGUAUGUUUGUUUAUAAGUGUAUAAUCACUUAACAAUAAAAAUGGUUUGGUUUUCUUAAAUCUUUAGAGGUCGUAUCUUAUCUUGACUCCGCCCACGUCGAGGAGGUACUACUGUAUACUCAUGGAAAACCAACCAAACCAUGUAGAGUUGAGCCGAGGCGGGACCAUGUAGUGGAAAAGCGCCAUUAUAUGUCCUUUAGGCAAGGGUCCGGCUUUAGAGAGACCACCAUCUUGUUUCUACGGCAGCCCCGAAUGGACAAACCAGCCAGAACGACCACGUACUACACAAUUGAAGAACAACAACAUGUUCUCCGGUAUCACGUGAAGGCCACAGUAGUUCCACAACCUUUGUGACAGUCUGCAGUCUCACCAUUAGAUGUCACUCAUUCUUACACACUGGACCUUUUUAUUUAUGUUUUAAGACGCACAAACAAAUACAGAUCGGCAGAACGACACUUUUAACAGUGCGCUGUCAUGCGUUCACCAAAAUGAGAAUGAUUUCAGAUUGUUUCGUUCAGACUCUGAGGGAAUCCCACCUGCUCCAGACCACACUAUCAGAUCCACUUCUACAGGGGCAGAAAUCAUCUGGUUCCCUGGUUUCAUCUCCUGCUCUUUGAACUUUGUGAACGUUUAAAAAAAAAAAAAAAAAAACACUCACUUUUGGUUGCUUGUGCCGCUGAGCCUGUGCUUUGACCUCCAUGACAAUCAUGAAAAUGCAGUAAAUGAGCUCUUAAUCCAACCAACCAUCAACACAGGCUCGGGCCCACGGAGCGACAAACUCAUCAUUAUCUCGUCAUGUUGAAGAACAUGAAAAUAAAAUUCAUGUUAUGAAUUCAUGUUACGUCAAACCUGGUUCCUUCACCUGCAGAGACACGUCGAGUAAUUACAGCUCAUUUGGCGUCGACGUGCUGUCGCAUGUUUUCCGCCGCCCCCCUUCUUCUGAUGUGUGUAAUUAGCCGUCACAUUUUUUAUUACCCUUCAUCAUCACAGUUACUGAGACCAAACCACGGAAUCGAGAGCAACACGCAGCCUGACCAGCACAGCUUCCACUUCCAUCGCUGCCUUUUUCUUAAAAAAAAUUACUUCUAUUUCCAAAUAUUUCAGCUCCUUUGACUCCGAAUAAAAACUCAGCAGUCGGUCAAAGUGGCUCAGAAUGACACCAGCAAUCUCCAUGAUCCUUUUUUUAGGCACUUUCAUUCUCCCCCUUCUGCUCUGUUUCCUCCCAGUUUGAGGGCAACUUUGUGCAAAUCAAAAAGAAAAAGACAGACUUUUAUUAUUAUUAUUUUUGGCAUAUUAUUUGUGUAGAUAAAUAAUAAUAAUUAUUUUUUCCUUUUACACAUUUUCACAGCUCCAUAAACUAAAUCAGAGAGAGACCAAAUGGGUACUAUUAUAUUGCAUUGUGUUGUAAAGUUUUUUAAAUGUUUGGAUUCCCUAUUAUAAUUAAACUUUUAUAUGUUUUUAUGUAAAAAAAAAUAAAAGAAAAAAGGUUUAAUAACUUUAAAGAAAAAGAAAAAAACAUUUCUUAAAGCAAUACAUUUUGUUUGUCUUGUGCAGUUUUUACUUUUCGGUCAUGUUACUGCGGCAGAAUUCACAUUUUUUGUGCAUGUUCCAAAUUCAGUGUAACAAAGAAAGGCUUUUAUUUUGUGUUCCGCUCACAGCUCCUGACUCAGGACGAGCUGUUCCAUUUCCCCUCCAGCAGAGAGCGCUCUUGUGCUAGAAAUAGCUUGUUUAUUUUGACGUCAAACAUGUCUUUUUUUGUAUUUUUUAUGCCUCAAACGCCUCUGAUGUAUUACUUGUUUCUUUUUUGUUUGUUUGAUGUAAUAAAAGUGUUUUGAAUA